AUGCCAAGCGCCCAUCAAACGUGGAAGAUGGAAGAUGAAAACGAAGUCGGACUACCCGCUAAGGGUAUCAGUAUGAUCAUCAAAGAAGUGCUGCCGGAUAUGCGAAUCGCCAAUGAAUCCCGAGAAUUGUUUGCUGCAUGUUGUGUAGAAUUCGUGAAGUAUGUGGCAAGAGGAGCUCAGCAUGUCAGUGGACACGACCAGCGAAAAACCAUCUAUCAUGAACAUGUGCUGAAGGCAUUACAGUUGCUACAGUUCCCACCAGAUUACGCUGAAGCCGCUGACAGCGUCCUGGGCGAGUGUAAGGUUGCGGCUGAGAAACGUCUGAAACGAAAGAAUUCGAGACUUGACAAAUGCGGCAUACCAGAAGAGGAGCUGUACCUUAUGCAGCAGCAACUAAUCCAGCAAGCACGGGAACAGGAUCCCGAUCAGCUACGAGCACAGGCAGCAACCGUACAGACUCUGCUUCCCGAACAGCAAGUAUUUGCAGCACAACCAGCGCAGGAUGACGAUGAGUAUGAUGUCUGA
Molecule: messenger RNA, 525 nt
Organism: Haemonchus placei
Lineage: Eukaryota; Metazoa; Nematoda; Chromadorea; Rhabditida; Trichostrongylidae
Source: the annotation of a GenBank genome assembly